This is a messenger RNA of Coffea eugenioides, 723 nucleotides long. RefSeq lists its product as uncharacterized. Lineage: Eukaryota; Viridiplantae; Streptophyta; Magnoliopsida; Gentianales; Rubiaceae. The transcript has a single exon. The record is from RefSeq and is a predicted model, not a curated record. Bases 1 to 723 code for a protein of 240 amino acids.
AUGGCUAGCAGCAGCAGAGUGGUGGCACAACAUGAACUUCACACUACCAUUAAGAUGACUACUUUUCAGGCUUUGUAUGGUUACUCUCCACCUCAGCUGGCAUUUGACUCAGUCCAAACUCUAGUAGCAGCAGUGGAGACUUGGAUGACUUGGAUGGAGGCAAAACAACAGUGCAUUGAGGUGUUAAAGCAUAAUCUGGAAAUGGCUCAAAAUAGGAUGAAACAAUUUGCAGACAGGCAAAGGUCAGAAAGGCACUUUGAGGUAGGAGAUUGGGUUUACUUAAAACGUCAACCAUACAGGCAAACUUCAGUAGCUAUAAGGAGAAAUCUGAAGCUGUCUUCCAAAUAUUAUAGGCCAUAUAGAGUUUUGCAAAAGAUAGGCAAUGCAGCCUAUAAAUUGGAGUUACCAGAAGGGACAUCGAUCCACCCAGUUUUUCAUGUAUCACUAUUAAAACCAUCAGCCAAGAAACAUUCAGUUACAGUAGACCUCCCUUUGACAACCAGUGAUGGCCAUCUGAAGGUUGCUCCAGAGGUAGUCUUGGAUACAAGAACUAUCACCAGAGGAAGACAAAAGGUGGCGCAGGUACUAGUCAAGUGGCUUAAUCUGAGCAAAGAGGAUGUUACUUGGGAGGAUGUCACUGUCAUCAGGUCACAGUUUCCAGAAUUCCUGCUCAAUCCUAGUGACUUAAGGGGCGGGUAUUGUUAUGAUCAUCAGAACAAUUGA